Messenger RNA from Symbiodinium pilosum, 372 nucleotides. The record is from the annotation of a GenBank genome assembly. Lineage: Eukaryota; Dinophyceae; Suessiales; Symbiodiniaceae.
AUGGUCGAUAGCGGCACUGAUGAAACGAGGCAAGCAGAAGCUGCAAGGCGCGGGCGAAAGCUGUUUGGGCGAACACUCAUCAACAUAUUCCAGCAGGAGUUGACGGAGCUGUGCUCCACGCUAGAAGCCAGAGAUUGUCGGCACGUGCGGUGCUUGCGACCAAAUGAUGAACAGAAACCCCUGUUCUUCGAUGACAAGUCCAUGCUGCGCCAGUGCCGCUACAGUGGCUUGCUUGAGGCCACGCGCAUCCGAAGACAGGGCUAUGCUCAUCGGCGGUCACUCUCGCACUUUGCUUCCAGGUACGCUCUUCUGCUGGCUCCGGAGGCACGACGAAGAGCCCGCCAGGUGAUGGCCGGCAGCUUGAAAGCCUGA